Molecule: messenger RNA, 764 nt
Organism: Hemicordylus capensis (graceful crag lizard)
Lineage: Eukaryota; Metazoa; Chordata; Lepidosauria; Squamata; Cordylidae
Gene: RARRES2
Product: retinoic acid receptor responder 2
Exons: 5
Coding region: 42-566 (174 amino acids)
Biological process (GO): inflammatory response; regulation of lipid catabolic process
Molecular function (GO): cysteine-type endopeptidase inhibitor activity; signaling receptor binding
Source: RefSeq, a predicted model, not a curated record
AGGCCUGGGAGGCAGCAGCAGACCCACCGAGGAGGGAGAGGAUGCAGGGCCCGCUUGUGCUGUGCCUGGCCCUCCUGGCCCUGGCUGGCGCUGACCGGACCCCGCUGCAGCAGAAAGCUCUGCACCUGGUGCUGAACUACUUCCACAGCCGGCCCAACGUGCAGCUGGCCUUCACGGAGCAAGCUGUGGCUGAAGCCACGGAGACCGCAUUACCAGGCGGGACCUUUGUCCAGCUGGAGUUUGAUAUCGCACAGACAUCCUGCAGGAAACAUCAGCGGAUGACGCAAAACUGCCCAGUCAAACCAGGAGGGAGACGACAAAAGUGUCUGGCUUGCUUCAAGUUUAACGCCAGCAACCCUGAAAACAUAUUGGACAAAUCCUGGCGGUGCCUGUCGCUGCAGAACCCCAUCUUCCAGGUGGCAAAGAGGAAUCAGGAGCAGGAAUGCCGAAUGGUCAAGGAUGCGAAUGAAGAGGGACACUACCACCCUGGUGUCUUUGCCUUUUCCAGAGGUCUCCCAGCAACAUCUCCUGAGGAGGGCCUCUCUCUGCUGGAGGAGUCUGCCUGAUGAGAUUCCCCAUUUAAUGGGCUUUUCUCUGACAGUCAGCCCAAGAAGUCAGGGUCCUGCUUGCAGAGACAAACAGAUCGCCACCAAAUUGGGGUCUCCACCACAGGAAUGAAGCCAGCCGAGUCUGCUGUUUCCAAGCCCAACUCUUGGUCUGUCUCUUUUUAUUCCUACAAUAAAAAUGCAAGUGGAGUCUUCAUA